This is a messenger RNA of Gadus morhua (Atlantic cod), 4254 nucleotides long. It is a transcript of the gene prkab1a, whose product is annotated as protein kinase, AMP-activated, beta 1 non-catalytic subunit, a. The coding region runs from base 157 to 969 and encodes 270 amino acids. Lineage: Eukaryota; Metazoa; Chordata; Actinopteri; Gadiformes; Gadidae. The record is from RefSeq and is a predicted model, not a curated record. Gene Ontology annotation, biological process: signal transduction. Gene Ontology annotation, cellular component: nucleus; nucleotide-activated protein kinase complex; cytoplasm. The transcript is spliced from 8 exons. Gene Ontology annotation, molecular function: protein kinase binding.
GCAGAAUGUUUUGUAUUUGCUGAUGGCAUCUGGAAUGCGCAUGCGCAGUGCCCUUAACGAAUGUUUUGUACUUGCGGCUGGCGUCUGAAAUGAUAAACUAACGCCGACACGGAUCGAUAUUUCUUAUUCUCAGUGACCUGAGCCUACAGGAGGAGGAUGGGGAACACGAGCAGCGACCGAGCCGUGGGGGGUCACGGGGGGGAGAAGACCCACCGGCGGGACAGCAGGGGGGCCAAGGACGGGGACCGGCCCAAGAUUCUGAUGGACAGCCCGGAGGACGCGGACAUAUUUCAUGGGGAAGACAUCAAAGCCCCGCUAGAGAAGGAAGAGUACCUGGCCUGGCAGCAGGACCUGGAGGCAGACGAUAAAGGUCUGACUGUGGACCGGCCCACCGUGUUUCGCUGGACGGGGGACGGGAAAGAGGUCUUCCUCUCUGGCUCCUUCAACAACUGGACCAACAAGAUCCCCCUGAUCAGGAGUCAAAACAACUUUGUGGCCAUCGUGGAUCUGCCAGAAGGGGAACACCAGUAUAAGUUCUAUGUGGACGGCCAGUGGACCCACGACCCCGCUGAGCCGGUGGUGACCAACCAGCUGGGGACGGUCAACAACCUGAUCCAGGUGAAGAACACAGACUUCGAAGUGUUCGACGCGCUCAUGGUGGACUCCCAGAAAUGCUCAGACAUGUCAGACCUCUCCAGCUCCCCCCCAGGGCCGUACCACCAGGACGCCUACACUCCCAAACAGGAGGAGAAGUUUAAAUCCCCCCCGAUCCUACCUCCACACCUGCUGCAGGUCAUCCUGAACAAAGACACCGGCAUCUCGUGUGACCCUGCAUUGCUUCCAGAGCCAAACCAUGUGAUGCUCAACCACCUCUACGCCCUCUCCAUAAAGGAUGGUGUGAUGGUUCUCAGCGCGACGCACCGCUACAAGAAGAAGUAUGUCACCACGUUGCUCUACAAGCCCAUCUGACUAAUCGGGACUUGUAUCUGGGUAACCGAAGACACACACCUGUAAACGUGUACAAACACACUGCACCACGCAGCAGACCCACAGAGAUUCUGAUCCGCUGAAUCCUGGCCCAAGGCAUCCUAUUUCUAUUGAGUCUAUACAUGCAGAGUUUCCUUAUCAAUCUACUUCUUCAUCUCAGAGGAGCGAUGUAGAAGGAGAGGAGGUCACUGGCCAAUCACCAAGCUUCAGAACCCUGAAACAAAGGGAACCAUGGGAACAGUUUAUGUUUAUGAGAUAUAGUAUAUUUUCUAGGGCAGCGUCUAAUCGACCAGCAUAGUUUAUUCUGAAUAAAAUUACAACUAAUUGUAUUUAGUUCUAAGUUGCAGCUUGAGUCCUAUAAUGUCGUAUAAGACCGUGUUGCCAUACAGAACAGGAUCUUCACGAGAAGGCAUUCUGGCUUUGGUUUCACCUCCUCACCUCCUGUUGUUCUCCUCCUGCACACGCUCCAGCCUGUGAACCCAUUAAUUACUCUGUAUACAGCCCAGAGGGAGCGUACAUGCAAUCCAAAUGUGGGAAGGUUGGCUAUGUAUUCAAAGUCUAUUUGUUUUUGUUUUUUUCUGAGCACUGAAGCGGAGGUUGGUUCAAGUCCUUCCCUCUCUGAGGUUGUGGCAGGUCAUACUGAGGCAACCCACGCCUCGCCAAGGAAACGAUUGAAUUCACACAACUUUAGAUUGAAGAUUCAACCGUUGAAUCAAACAAUAUAUUAUUUUAUGUCAUGAGAGCUCAAUCGACCUCUGGACAGGAGGAAGUCAUAAAAAUGAUCCAAGCAAGUUUUUUUACGGGAAGGUAUUCUUUUACCCUCCACUCUGUCUCUGUUAAUCGUUAAUUCAGGUCAGUUUAUGACGUUUUCGAUUGCAGAUGAGCUGUACUUAGUCGCUGACACACAAUCGCUGCCCCUCUUUUCUUUUUGCCUUACUGUAUAUCCAUUGUUCUUUGAGCUGGUAGACCCGCUGAGGUGAUGAGGCCGGAGUGCGGCUGUUAGGACUGAACUGACGUAUGUGCGUGUGAAAUGUGAUAGGAGGAGGAUGUCUGGACUUGGCUGGACCUUAAUGAGGAUGUAAUUCUCCAUACAGGCUGUGAAGAGAGAGAGAAGUUAAUUCCUUUUAAUGAAAUUUCUUCUCAUGGAGACUGACAUUGAUACAAUGUUGUAUUCUCUAUCCAUGACGUAUUUUGAGAAUGUAUUUUGUUGCACUGCACUGUGUUUAUAUGUAUAUCUUUUUGUUAUUUUUUUUCAAAAAGGUCAUAAAAACAUAUCACGCCACAAAGUGAAGUGUUAUGUAUCAAAAACCUUUCUCACAAACACUGUCUCAGAGGGCAUCUUCGGUCCACAUUGGAGGACAAACCGUAGCCUAAUAAAGUGCAAGGAACCGAAAAAUCCCAGGAGACAAACCUUGAUGAGGCACCCAGAGGAGUGAGGAGUUCAGACAGAUGAAACAAUAUCAAAACAACAAUGUUAGGAAAGCAAUGUCACAGCUGUCACCAUGGGUUUCCAUCUCUGCGAUGAAUAAGACACGCAGAGCAAACAGUCGCGCUACUACAAACAUCGUCGGUUUCCUCUCUACAUGACGAAGGAAGUGGUCUAGGCUAGUGCGAUGAGCAGUUGCACUGCUAUCGACGUUAUGCUGCAUGCAGACUGAGUUUGCAUUGAUUCGAAGCAGUCCCAAUUAGUCAACGCUUGAAUAGCUGUCCUCGAUACUUUCUGUGUUUUUAAUCUCUACCGCCUCAUAUCAAAUGUGUUUUUCACUACUCUUGUUCCGUGUUGGCACAGACGCUAAUGCAGUCCUCAGACAAGUCCUGACUGAAGGGGAAAUUCCGCUCGCUUAUUCUCUUGGUACGGGUUGACGAGUGCAUUUCCCUAAAUCACCUGGCACUUAUUCAAUAUGGAACCCAUUACACAACAUUUGAUUAUCCUUAACGACUAUCUGUUGUAGCUGUAGGUGUUUGAACUAAAUAUUUACCCUACCUUUUUUUGCUAUCAUAUUUUUUGGCCUAUUUAUUUCCUGUGUGGUUGAGGAAGGGGCCUUUUUGGGCGGCAGUAGUCCUUGAAAGUAGUAGAUAAAGGAGAGAGCUACUCUUCCUGUGUGUUUCCUGGUUGGUGUUCAGGGGCCCUUGACAUCCAGGAGCCAACUGAUCGUAAUUCACGCAUGAUUAUAGGAAAAUAGAUGACACGGAGGAAGAAGGCAAAUGCAUCGUGUGCUGUGUUGAAACCAGUGCGGAUUCACGAUUUUGACAAUACUCCAUAAAAUAUGUUGUUGUUUUUUUAGAGGGGAACUAUUCUCUAGCCUUUAUCCUGUUGAUGAGCAAUUUCACAAUCUCUCAAUCUCUUUUGUGAAAUCACGAUGUUGCUGUGUUCCAACCGUCUGGCUGGAAGGAGCUGAUUGGACUGUAUCAACGCCAGCCCUAGGCAGAGGUGUAUAUGGCAAUCAUACACCUGAGUGGACACUCCUACUAGUGAUGUCACAAAAGAAGUAACCAGGCUCCAUCAGGGGCAAUUCUGGGGCCCUUGGACCAGCAUAUCACAGUGUGUGACAGACUGGAGCUGUCACAGAGAUGUUAGAGAAUCGAGCUGUCAUUUUACUGUCCGAUCGUUGUGUGUGUGUGUGUGUGUGUGUGUGUGUGUGUGUGUGUGUGUGUGUGUGUGUGUGUGUGUGUGUGUGUGUGUGCGUGUGCAUUUCAAUCAAAGUAUGAACGACUGACGUUUAGAGAUGAAGAAGGUUGUAUUGGCCAAAUUGCGCAAGGUAGUGUUUGCACUGAAGUCUCACGGACAGUCCGGACUGAAAAUAAUCAUACAGAAAAAGUGUUUUAAUGUCUCUUACUGUUUGAAUUCUGCAUAUAUUUCACUGGAAGUCUGGAUUAAAUAUGCAUUGAUCUUUAGCCGUACACAACCUUACCUUAUCCAAGUUUUGGAUGUAACAGUAAUAACACAAGUUUUGCUUUAAUGUUAUGGUAUUUAACAUGUGUCCAUCAUCAACGUUAUGCUGUGUUUUUGGUUUGAAACUGAAUAUCUGAUAAGGAUUGAUUCAUGUCUUGAAUUGAACAUAAAGAAAUUGGUUUUGUUAAAAUGUUUUAUUUAUUUACAAUGUCGAUUUCGUGAUUUUCGAGGUUGGUCCCAAUGUCGUCUAUCUUGACUAAAUAAAUCUAGAUUAGUGUUUAAUUAAAUAUUUACUAAAAAAGACCCAUUUGUUUCUUUUCCUUGUUUCCAAAUAUUUAGAUUUUUUACUACCCUAAUAAAAUAUUAACAGGGAA